AUGGCAGACGGUGGAGAUUGUGGUGGUAGCUAUAGCUCCGGCGACUGUGGCGGCGGCGACUCCGGCGGUUGUAGCACAUCCCAUACCGCAGGUGACGGGGGCAGCUACUCGGGCGGGUUUUCAGGAACCGAUUACAUCCCACAAGGCUCCUGGUCCAGCCCACCGUUGACAGCCGAGGAGCGCGCGGAACGCGACCACAAACGCAAAGAAGAACAAGAGAAGUACGAGCGUAAGAGAGCGGAACGCAAAGAGGAGAAGAAUCAAAGAAGGCUAGUCCGAGCAGAAACCGUUGCUACAGUCAAGACGAAGCGCCGCGACUCCAAUAAGCUGAAGGAGAAGCUCCGUCUGACCACCACGCUACUUACGCUCAAGCUUCAUCUUUAA
Messenger RNA from Alternaria rosae, 384 nucleotides. RefSeq lists its product as uncharacterized. NCBI's taxonomy places the organism in Eukaryota, Fungi, Ascomycota, Dothideomycetes, Pleosporales, Pleosporaceae. The transcript has a single exon. The record is from RefSeq and is a predicted model, not a curated record. The coding region runs from base 1 to 384 and encodes 127 amino acids.